UCGUUUCAUUGCGUGUACUUACACAUCUAAUAAAUUCUCGAAUCAUUUAACAUCAAUUAUUUGUUUACUUGGAAAAGGAUCUUUAUUACCUGAGCUAUCAUCGUUAAAACAUUUUGUGCAUAAUUAUUACUUCUAAUACUCGCAGAUAGCGAACUUAUGUUAGACGUCGUACUGCGAAAUGUGUCGAGUAAUUUGCAGCCUGUUCCAUAUGCGAUAUCUCCCACAGCAGUAAGCAAGUAAAGGAGAAUUACGUAUUCAAACGGGAUUCGAGAGAAAACUCUCAGGCUGUUAUUAGUGUUGCAACAGGGAUUAUUUCAUAUUUUAUUUCUUUCGUACUAAGAAUACGCAAGUAACUGAAUGCUACUGAACUAUUACCCCUACACGAUUUCUUUAUUAGUUUCAUUAGAAUUCUCGCGAAUUAUUUCAAAGUAAAGCGUUCUGCUUGAAGACAGAACGUUGUGAUCUCUUGACACGAUAGUCGGCUUUAAGUUCGCGUCGGUAUGUUUCGAAAUGUAGCGCCAAAAACGGCGAUAGCUUUUACUCAAUUUAUCCUGGGAUUAUCCUGUUGUUGGCCGCUUUCAUCGAAAGCUACAAAGUUUCAGAUACUUUGCUUCAAAAUCUUGAGAUCCGCGUUAUUUCUCAAUGCACUUUUACUCUUUUGUCCUUUGUUGUAUGCAAUAUAUGUGCACCGCUAUGAUACAGUAAUGCUUUGCAAAGCAAUUUCUUUGGCACUUGCUGUUUUACAAGUACUUCUGCAUUCCUUCUACUGUUUCAAUCAGUAUGACCGAUAUCAGCGAUUAAUCGAAGAGAUGAAAUCUUGCUGUAAGGAAGCAAAUUCAUACGAGAGACAGGUCUUCCAACGAUACGUGGACAAGUACGCUAUAUACUAUGCGGCAUCUGCAGCUUGGUUCUAUUGGUGCGGUGCAAUUGUUCCCAUCGGAACGUUCUUCUUACCCGAUCCCUUUCCAACGAAUGCAGAAUAUCCGUUCCCAGUUGAUUCUGAACCCGUGAGGAGCAUUAUUUUCUUGCAACAAUCGCUCGUGGGUAUGCAGUGCUCGUCACUUCUGUGCACUAAUAUACUUUGCGCGUUACUGUUGCUCUUCGCUGCAGCGCGCUUCGAGAUUUUAAUGGUCGAAAUACGUACCGCUAAGAGUGUUAAAUCGUUGAUAAAAUGCGUAAAAAAAUAUUAUACUCUGAGAAGAUACGCAGAAGAAGUGGCGAACACAGCUCGAUAUACAACUCUGAUUACGCUAUGCAUCUGUGGCGUAGAAAGCGUAUUUGCUGGUAUCAUUUUUAUCGGACGACAACCAUUUACUCUGAAACUUCAAUUUGUUACGGUAUCUGUAACUGUGCUGUUGGCGGUAUUCAUGUGCGCGUGGCCAGCUGACAACUUAAUAGAUGUAAGUGGAAAUACUAUGCGUGCUGUUUACGAAUCUAAAUGGUAUGAACAGCCUUUGAGGAUACAAAAAUUUAUAUUGUUCAUGAUGAUUCCACAAUCUCCGGUGAUCUUAAGAAUCAGGUGUAUCAUUCCAGCCUUCUCAUUGAACUAUUAUUGCUCGUUCAUCACAAACGUGCUUUCUAUGUUUACAGCUCUACGAGUUGUUAUGUAUCAAGAUGAAGAUUGAGUAGUUGACGAUAUUUGGCAAUCAUUUGUGAAU
This is a messenger RNA of Bombus pascuorum, 1658 nucleotides long. RefSeq lists its product as uncharacterized. Gene Ontology annotation, cellular component: plasma membrane. Gene Ontology annotation, biological process: detection of chemical stimulus involved in sensory perception of smell; sensory perception of smell. NCBI's taxonomy places the organism in Eukaryota, Metazoa, Arthropoda, Insecta, Hymenoptera, Apidae. The record is from RefSeq and is a predicted model, not a curated record. Bases 501 to 1625 code for a protein of 374 amino acids. The transcript has 6 exons. Gene Ontology annotation, molecular function: olfactory receptor activity; odorant binding.